AUGGAAGAAGAAGAAGAAGUAGAAGAAGAAGUGAAGAAACAAGAAGUAGAAGCAGGUGAACGCCAGACAGACGAGAAACACGACAGACACAGACACAGACAGACAGAUGAUGCUGCCUCUUCCUCUUCUACUGCUUCUUCUACUGCUUCUGGGAAAUGCAAGGAAGACGCCAGGCACAGGGAGGGGUCUGUUUCAGACGCUGCUCCUGACCCGUCGCCCUUGUCGCCCUUGUCCUCCCUCUCUUCCCUCUCUUCCCUAGUUAGGUGCUCUCUUCCUCCGGCGCGGCCAGGAUGUCCCCAGGAACACUGCAUAAAGCAAGCACACCCUCAUCACGCCAGCGACAAGAGCAGCAGCUUCCUCCGAGUGUGA
Molecule: messenger RNA, 369 nt
Organism: Nannizzia gypsea CBS 118893
Lineage: Eukaryota; Fungi; Ascomycota; Eurotiomycetes; Onygenales; Arthrodermataceae
Exons: 3
Coding region: 1-369 (122 amino acids)
Source: RefSeq, a predicted model, not a curated record